Messenger RNA from Labrus mixtus (cuckoo wrasse), 2015 nucleotides. RefSeq names its product adenosine A2a receptor a (gene adora2aa). The record is from RefSeq and is a predicted model, not a curated record. Gene Ontology annotation, biological process: adenylate cyclase-activating G protein-coupled receptor signaling pathway; G protein-coupled adenosine receptor signaling pathway. Gene Ontology annotation, molecular function: G protein-coupled adenosine receptor activity. NCBI's taxonomy places the organism in Eukaryota, Metazoa, Chordata, Actinopteri, Labriformes, Labridae. Bases 587 to 1903 code for a protein of 438 amino acids. Gene Ontology annotation, cellular component: membrane. The transcript has 3 exons.
UGGUCAAACUCUUUGACUUGAACAACAGGAUCAAGUGAAGUAAUCAGGCGUUUUUUUUUUAUAUCAAGUUUGUGGGAGAGGUUUUUCACUCAGUGGGAGGUGAACAGUUGUUGUUUUUUUUUAACCUGAUUUCCUGAAGUUCUAUCAGACUUAACUAGAAUAUAAUCAUUCUGUUAGUCGGGAAUCACCAGUGACUGAUGGACAUCGAGAGCUAGAGAUUGUGUUCCUUGUGAUGUGCGUUGUUGGCACCAUCUCAGCCCCCUCAAGACGUUCAUGGGAAAAAAGCUCCAGAGGGGAAGGACCUGCUCCGGGGAAGAGGACGGCAAAGGAGCUCAGCACCAGGAGAGAAUGAAGGCAUUUAGAGACCUGUUCAUGGAGCUCAAGCGGUGACAUCUGAAGUGGAGUUUUUUUGUUUCCUAUCUGUUUGAGCAGCUUAGCAGGUGUGAAGAAGUGGUAACAGCUGUUUGGUGGAUGUCUCUGAAAGUGUUGGAGGUGAGGAGGCUGAGUGCCCGUCUGCAGCUAUGGUCGUUGAGACGAGCUUUCCUCCCCCCUCAUCAUCAUCAGUGAUCCUACCGUUUGUCUCAGCAUGUCGGACUCCUCUGCUGCUUCCAUCCUCUACAUCGUCUUGGAGCUGCUGAUUGCCGUCUUCUCCGUGCUGGGCAAUGUGCUGGUCUGCUGGGCCGUGUGCCUCAACAGCAACCUGCAGACCAUCACCAACUUCUUCGUGGUGUCGCUGGCUGUGGCCGACAUCGCCGUGGGGGUCCUCGCCAUCCCCUUCUCCAUCGUCAUCAGCAUCGGCUUCUGCUCCAACUUCUACGGAUGCCUGUUCAUCGCCUGCUUUGUGCUGGUCCUCACCCAGAGCUCCAUCUUCAGCCUGCUGGCCAUCGCUAUCGACCGCUACAUCGCAAUCAAGCUGCCGCUCAGGUACAACAGCUUGGUGACAGGGGAACGUGCACGAGGCAUCAUCGCCGUCUGCUGGGUUCUAUCCAUCAUCAUUGGUCUGACUCCCAUGAUGGGCUGGAACAAGCAGCAGUCCAAGAGUGACGACAACAGCUCGUGCCCCCCUAACCUGAUGAAGUGCUUGUUUGAGGAGGUGGUGGUCAUGGAGUACAUGGUCUACUUCAACUUCCUUGCCUGUGUGCUGAUCCCCCUGCUGCUGAUGUUGGCCAUCUACCUGUGCAUCUUCAUGGCCGCUCGGCGCCAGCUGAAGCUGAUGGAGGUGAAAGCGCUCCACGGGGAGAGGUCUCGCUCCACGCUGCAGAAAGAGGUCCAGGCCGCAAAGUCUCUGGCCAUCAUCGUCGGGCUGUUUGCCGUCUGCUGGCUGCCUCUGCACAUCAUCAACUGCUUCACCCUCUUCUGCCCGCACUGCGAUCGCCCCCAGCCCUGGAUCAUGUACGUGGCCAUCAUUCUCUCGCACACCAACUCUGUGAUCAACCCGUUCAUCUACGCCUACCGCAUACAGGAGUUUCGGAAAACCUUCCGGAAGAUCAUCCAGCGCCACAUCCUGGGCCGGCAGGAGCUGCUCGAGAGCCGCGGCUCCGCCCACAACAGCAUCAGCGACUCCAUCAGACUCAAUGCGAACUGCGUUAGCAUCGAUCGCUUCUCUGAGCACAGCAGCUGCAGCAACGAGAGCUCCUAUCGAUGCCCUGCUCGGAUCUCUCCAGUAGGGGGCGGUUUAGUGGCGGUAUCCCACCCCCCUCUGUCGGUGGUGAUUCCCUUCUAUCCUAAGAUGGGCCCCUGUCCACUGCAUGCACUCAGACAGGCUCAGAUCCCCACAGACUGCGCUGGACCAGAAGACGUGCAGAAUAAGGACAAGGAGAACCUCAGCUCAGCCCAGAUCACAUCCCUGUUAAACAAGCAGAGGAGGAAGAAUGGCUUCAACGAGCUCGCAAAGGCAUCCUGACACACGAGCAGGAGGAAUGUUUUUUUUUACAUAUGUAAGAGUUUAACUUCAGCUCCUCAGGAGGAAGUAAAGAAUCUGAAUAAUUCCUUAUCUGCAAUGACAAUGGAAACAC